GGUCACCAAACCAUCGUGCUACACUUUACCAGAUGGUAUAAAAAGUUACUUCUGUAGUCACUGUUGUUCUCUUAAGAACAUCGGUCGGACAAAAAGACACAUUUUCAUACCAUUCAAAAUAAUUUAGCACAAACAAAAAAUGGUCGCUGCAGUACAUUUACAGAGAAUGAUUCUUGAUGCAUUAGUUUUGCUAGUGCUGACCGUGAAUCAUUCAGAAGAAGCGAUAAUGAAAUCCAUUAAUUUUCAAAAAGCUUUAACUGAAUAUCAUCACCAGAUCAGCAGAAGUUCAUCGCCUCUGCAAUCGAAGGCAGCUUCAGAGGUUCUCGGCAUUACCGAUCCUAAUCUAGCGGUAACAAGUGACCUAGCAGAAUUUUUGCUAUCGAUUGUAGCAAACGUGUUAACCAUCUGGGGGUUUGCGCAACAACAAGAUACAAAUAAGGAGACAGAAAGAAAUGAAAACAAAACCAAAACCGAAACCACUGAAUUGAUCGGAAAAUGGAAUUCUACUCUGGAAAGUUUUAGUGCUCGGAUGGAAGAUGUCAAGCAAUCUCUAAUGGAGUUGAAUUGCCGUCUAGACGGAAGUCAAGCAAUCAAAAACAAGAGUCCCAUCAGCCGAGCAUGCCAGCAGUUUAUUCAACCACCUAUUUCGGCUUCAACAAAGAUCAUUCCAUUGGCGAAACAAACCAGUAUUUUAAAAAAAAGCAACUUCAUGUCGACUCCCCAGUAUUGGCUAGGAUUAACAAAAUAAUUGCUUUUCAUUGCAGCAACAAAUCUGUUACUUACUGGCAUGAAUUAAAAUUUCCAUAUGUAAAAUGAAUUCCAUUAUCUGUACAUUCUAAGCCUAUAGUAAAAUACAAAAUUCGAUAUUUCAAA
Molecule: messenger RNA, 873 nt
Organism: Daphnia magna
Lineage: Eukaryota; Metazoa; Arthropoda; Branchiopoda; Diplostraca; Daphniidae
Exons: 2
Coding region: 140-748 (202 amino acids)
Source: RefSeq, a predicted model, not a curated record